Molecule: messenger RNA, 488 nt
Organism: Guillardia theta CCMP2712
Lineage: Eukaryota; Cryptophyceae; Pyrenomonadales; Geminigeraceae
Exons: 2
Source: RefSeq, a predicted model, not a curated record
CUGCCGUUGGCCAUGCUGCUCCAGGUCUGGUACGAUGGGGAAAGCUACAACCUGCAGUGUGGGACGGGCAUGCAAAGAGUAGCAUGGAUAGCAAGGGUAGCGGCUCAAAGGUUCGGGGCUGCGGGGAUCUGGUGUUCUCCUGGCAAGGAAGUCCAGAGGCCGAAGGAGUUUAUCCCAGGGCGCGUGUUUUUGUAUCCCUCCGAGCAGGAGCUCGACCCAGAGGCUACUAUCCUCUCCCUCGUGGAGGGGGAACCAGAGUCAGAGGAGGUAGUGAUCUCAGUGCUUGUCGAGCUCAGAAGCAAGCCUGCCCCUGGCCUCCCCUCCCUUGCUGCGCAUGGCAGCGAGGACAACGUGGUCCCGCCGAAGAGCAGCAAGUCGGCUCUCAACUACAAGAUGGAGUUUGAUGAGCGAGGGCGGGUCGUUACUAUGAUGCCGGCUCCGCUUCCCGGGCCCAGGCAGGGGUACGAUUUCAUGGAGUGCUAUGAAAA